Hordeum vulgare subsp. vulgare (domesticated barley) is the source of this 995-nucleotide messenger RNA. RefSeq names its product MOB kinase activator-like 1A. Gene Ontology annotation, biological process: signal transduction; positive regulation of protein phosphorylation. The record is from RefSeq and is a predicted model, not a curated record. Lineage: Eukaryota; Viridiplantae; Streptophyta; Magnoliopsida; Poales; Poaceae. Gene Ontology annotation, molecular function: protein kinase activator activity. The transcript has 7 exons. Gene Ontology annotation, cellular component: nucleus; cytoplasm. The coding region runs from base 89 to 718 and encodes 209 amino acids.
CGUACCAUGCAGAGCUUCUUCGGUCGCGGCAACAGGAACCAGAGGACAUUCCGGCCCAAGAAGAGUGCUCCAGCGGGGGACAAGAAAAAUGAAGCUCAGUUACCAAGUUGACCACCCUAAAAAUUUGGACUGUAAUACACAGGGCAUGAAGCUGAAGAGGCACAUCGACGCCACCUUCGGCAGCGGUAACCUGCGAGAGGUGGUCCGCCUGCCUGUCGGAGAGGAUCUCAACGAAUGGCUCGCUGUCAACACUGUCGACUUCUUCAACCAAGUGAACAUCCUGUACGGCACCCUCAUGGAGUUCUGCACGCCGGCUACCUGCCCCACCAUGUCAGCCGGUCCAAAGUAUGAGUACAGGUGGGCCGAUGGAGUCAAGAUCAAGAGGCCUAUUGAAGUGUGCGCACCAAAGUAUGUCGAGUACCUGAUGGAUUGGAUCGAAUCCCAGCUCGACGAAGAAUCCAUCUUCCCUCAAAAGCUUGGGGCUCCCUUCCCUCCAAACUUCCGGGACGUCAUCAAGACGAUCUUCAAGCGGCUGUUCAGGGUGUAUGCGCACAUAUACCACUCGCAUUUCCAGAUGAUUCUCAAGCUCCAGGAAGAAGCACAUCUCAACACCUGCUUCAAGCACUUCAUGCUCUUUACAUGGGAAUUUCAGUUAAUUGACAGGGCAGAGCUAGCUCCUCUCAGGGAGCUGAUCGAGUCCAUACUAGUGGGACACUAGCUGAGAAGACAAUUGAAGCUUUGAUUAAAGAACUGAUGAGGCAAAAGCACAAAGAUAUCAUUUUUCUUUUGACGUUUAAGUUAGUUAGUUUCCCCAGCUUGUUCAUGCGCACAAUUGCGCUUGUCUUUUUGUGAUGAUGUUAGACUUGGGUAUGGACUACGUUCAUCUACAUUUUAGAGAUAGGUUAGCCAGUGCUCGUGUAUGUACUCAGAUUCUCCCAAGCAGGUGUUGAUUGCAUCAUGGCAAUCACUGCUCCAGAGCAAUUUGUUAAUUUCAA